This is a messenger RNA of Terrapene triunguis (Three-toed box turtle), 1911 nucleotides long. RefSeq names its product neuronal pentraxin receptor (gene NPTXR). The coding region runs from base 1 to 1911 and encodes 636 amino acids. NCBI's taxonomy places the organism in Eukaryota, Metazoa, Chordata, Testudines, Emydidae. The transcript has 8 exons. The record is from RefSeq and is a predicted model, not a curated record.
AUGGCCCCUGACUCAGCCCCCGGUGGAGGCUCGCUCAGUGGCCGGAGCCUCAGCAGGACCAUCGGCCUCCCUCUCCAGACCUCUGAGGAAGGAGUCGGUGGGACGUACAUCCUGAGCACCGUGCCCGGAGACCGACCAGAGUUUAUCGGGUUGGUCCUGGACGCCUCGUCGUCCAGAGCCUCCCUCCUACCGGACAGGUUCGAGACCCUGAAGGGGCUCAUCAACACGGCCACAAGGUUUCCGGAUCUGCCCCUCCACAUAAACGUCAAGGAGCUCAGGGCAGUCCGGCUGGUGUGCAUGGCCUUCCGCUCGCACUUGGAGGACCGGGUGGUCAGGGUCCUCAUGGACAACACGGUCUCGAUGUUCUACAUCAACAUGCAAGCUGCCACCCUGAAGUUUCUGGCCGUGCUCCUGGCCGCAGGGAUGCUCGCUUUCCUUGGUGCAAUCAUUUGCAUCAUCGCGAGCGUCCACCCUGCGGCCAGCCCCGCCGGAGCUCUCCGGGGUGCUGACAAUGACUCCAGCGCCGCCGCCGCCCUGCUGCCGGCCUCCGCCGCCGACAAGGGGCCGGGCGCUCUCCACGGUGCUGGGCAGAGCUUCUCGGGCGGCCCCCAGGACUCCCUGCUGGAGCUGCUCUCCAGCAGCGCCCGGCCCCGCCAGCAGCAGCACCACCAGCAGCUCUUCAGCCGCUUCCUCUGCACGCCGCUGCCGGCCGAGUGCCCCUCCGACAGCCCCCCGCCGGGGGACGGCCCCGCGCCCGCCGAGGACCUCUUCUUCCUGCACGCCGCGGCCGAGCAGCUGAGGCAGACGGCGCUGCAGCAGAAGGACCAGAUCCUGAGCGACCAGGAGACCAUCCGCGAGCUGACGGGCAAGCUGAGCCAGUGCGAGAGCGGGCUGGAGCUGAGCUUCCAGGACAGCGCCUCUCUCUGGGGCGGGCCCCGGAAAGACACCAUGGGCGACCUGCCCUGGGACUCGCCAGCCAUGGUCCAGGAGCUGGAGGAUGCUGUCCGGUCGCUGAAAGACAGGAUCGACAAGAUAGAGCAGGAGCUCCCAGCACGAGCCAACAUCUCCACCUCCUCCUCCCCUGUGCUGACCCGAGAUGUGCUCCACACCAAGAUGGAGGAGAUAGAGGAGCAGCUCCUCUCCAAGAUACUGUCUCUGGAGAAAGAACGCUCCUCCGUUACCAGCAACAAUGACCAGCAGCAACAAGAGGUGGAGAAGGAGCUGAGCGUUCUCCAGAGCCGAGUUUCUGAGUUGGAACAGGGAGCACCAGACUUUAACCCGCCAGAUGCCUACAAGGUGACCAUCCCCGUACGGACCAACUACAUGUAUGCACGCAUGAAGAAGAGCCUGCCGGAGCUUUUCUCCUUCACAGUCUGCAUGUGGCUGAAGUCCAAGGCCUCCUCAGGGCUGGGCACUCCUUUCUCCUAUUCUGCCCCCGGGCAAGCCAAUGAGAUUGUGCUGAUGGAGUGGGGACACAACCCCAUGGAGCUGCUCAUUAACGACAAGGUUGCCCAGCUGCCCCUGAAUCUGAAGGAUGGGACAUGGCACCACAUCUGCAUCGCUUGGACCACCCGGGAUGGCGUAUGGUGGGCGUAUGAGGAUGGUGAGCAGCGUGGGUCCAGUGAGAACCUGGCCGCCUGGCAUCCCAUCAAACCCCACGGGGUGAUAAUCCUGGGCCAGGAGCAGGAUACGCUGGGCGGGCGAUUUGACGCGACCCAGGCCUUUGUCGGCGAGAUAGCUCAGUUCAACAUAUGGGACCAUAUCCUGACACCCACCGAGAUCCUGGGCCUGGCCAACUGCACCUCCCACCUGCAAGGCAACGUGAUCCAGUGGGACGACGAACUAGUGGAGGUCCUUGGGGGCGCCACCAAGUGGAGCUUCGAGAUGUGUGAGGAGAGGAUGAAGGCCUGA